Messenger RNA from Phytophthora infestans T30-4, 2025 nucleotides. RefSeq names its product Chloride Channel (ClC) Family. Gene Ontology annotation, cellular component: membrane. Gene Ontology annotation, molecular function: voltage-gated chloride channel activity. The record is from RefSeq and is a predicted model, not a curated record. NCBI's taxonomy places the organism in Eukaryota, Oomycota, Peronosporomycetes, Peronosporales, Peronosporaceae. Gene Ontology annotation, biological process: chloride transport; transmembrane transport. The coding region runs from base 1 to 2025 and encodes 674 amino acids. The transcript has 9 exons.
AUGCGGCAACUCUGCGUUCGUUCGCUUCGGCUGUGUAAGCAGCUUCCAAACUCUCCGAUCACGUGGCUCUUCCUGGUUCUUCUCGGUUCCAUGGCUGCAGCCUACGGUUUACUGGUCGACAACUGGGUCCGGGCGCUCUUCAAGUUCCGUCGUGCGCUCAUCGAGUCUGUGGGGCCCGACUCGUUUGCCGGGUUUCUAUGCUGGCUAUGCUGGUGUGUUACAAUGGCCAUGCUCGCGACUUGCUGCGGUUAUUUCAUCUCUCCAGCGUCCGAUGGCUCUGGGAUCCCCGUUAUGCGUGCCUUGUUUGCAGGGGUGUACCAGAACCCGGGAGACAUGCUGUCGUUCCGCACUCUCGUCGCCAAGUCGCUAAGCACCGUGAUCGCGUCGGGUAGUGGCUUGUCCAUCGGUCGAGCAGGUCCAUUCACCCACCUCAUGGCUAUGGUCGGCUACCUCAUGAAUAAAAUGGCUCUGUUCCGUCGCGUCAACUUUGGCCAGGAGAACUACAAUUUCAUUCGAGCAGCUGUGGCUUGUGGCACGACUGCCAACUUCGGUGCCCCGCUGGGUGGUUUGCUCUUCAGUAUUGAAGUCACGGCCAAGUACUACGAGAUCAAGUGCUUGUGGGAAGGCAUUAUCUGCUCCUCCGUGUGCAUUUUGGUCUUCAACGUCAUCACAUUUAUCAAACGAGACGUGCUUUUCGAGCGCACCACGUUCGCUGGUUUCGAUAUGGACUACGAGAUCUUCGCCUUCGUGCUGUUAGGAGUCGUCACUGGCAUUGGCGCCGGGAUCUUCUGUCGCCUCGCUGUGGUGCUUCGAUGGGCGCAAAUGAGGUUGUUCGCCAAGCUUGGUCUGAAUGGACCCUCCCUCAAGCGCCGAACAGUCCACAUCGUCUCGAUUUGUGUGGCGUCGACGAUCUUGACGUAUCCUCUGGGCAUCAUGCGCCUGUCGGAUCGGUCGAUUGUCAACGAAGUGUUCCGUGACCAGAAUCUGAGCUUCCCACAGUGGAAACAGAUCUCAGAGUACCCACAAGUGACGCUCUUCGUCUACAUUAUCCUCAAGUUUCUGAUCUCUCUGCUGCCGUGUGGAGCGCCGAUCUCUGUGGGCGUCUUCGGGCCUCUGUUCGCAAUCGGUGCGGCAGUUGGUCGACUGUACGGAGAGACUCUCAUGAGAUACUGGAAUCCAACACAGUCGCCAGCGACGUACGCAGUUGUGGGGGCCGCUUGCUUUGCAGCGUCGGCUACCCAGACAGUGUCGACGGCUGUGAUUUUCUUUGAACUCACGUCUCAGUUGAGUCACAUGGUUCCCGUCAUGACGGCGUGUACAGUGGCGUAUUUUGUAUGCGGUGCUAUUUCGCCUUCCAUCUACGACAUCUUGGCGGGCUGGGCGGGGCUUCACUCCGUUUGCUACGACUUGAACGAGCAUGUUCUGAGUCAAAAGAUUGCAGUGGACUAUAUGAGUCCUGUGCCAGUUUUCUUUACGAGGGAGACGACGUACGACGAGGCAAUUCAAGCUCUGAAUACUCACAAGAAGGAGGAGUAUUUCCCGCUAUGUGACAGCACUGAGACUCAGCUACUCAUCGGAUGCAUUCGACGCUAUGAUCUUGAGAUUGCGGUUGCUCGAUUCAUUGCCGCACACCGGAAACAGAUGCCUGACGCCAAGGACCCAAACGUUUCGCUAAGAGUGCAGAAGUUAGUGUCAAAUAUUCUCGACAUUGACAAGAAGAAAAGCGCCAUGGUGGAGGAUUAUUCACUUGUCGAGUUCCAGCCGAAAGAUGCAACCUCGCUUUCGAGUCCGCUGGAGUUGGGUCCACCAUUUCACGAGUACGCCUUCACUUCGGUCCCUAUCGAGAGUUAUCCUCCUCAGGUAUCUGAGGAUGUGAACCUCUACCGGGUUCACAAGAUCGCUGCGAUGAGCGCGUGGACAAAAGUCUACGUAGUUCGACUCAGCAAAUUGCUGGGCGUGAUCAACCUCGAUUCGUCUCUCACCAUGCUACGCAAGGAGGAAGACAUGAUUAUGCUCGCCCCGUAG